This is a messenger RNA of Melanotaenia boesemani (Boeseman's rainbowfish), 1380 nucleotides long. RefSeq names its product C-type lectin domain family 18 member A-like. The record is from RefSeq and is a predicted model, not a curated record. NCBI's taxonomy places the organism in Eukaryota, Metazoa, Chordata, Actinopteri, Atheriniformes, Melanotaeniidae. The transcript has 12 exons. Bases 120 to 1262 code for a protein of 380 amino acids.
UCUACCGGAUUAUCGCAGGGUCGGCGGACAUACAGAUUCCUUCCAUCACCGGGCUCAGAGUGAAGGAGUCUGGUCAGAUUGUUGCCCAGCACAAUAGACUGCGCAGCCGGGUCAGACCCAUGGCAGCUAACAUGCAAAAAAUGGAGUGGAAUGAGAAGUUGGCCGUACUUGCAAAGGAACAAGCUACGUUGUGUCACACAAACUCUCUCCUUCAACACACCUCAUCUUUCAGUCACAUUGGCUGGAACACUCAUCUCUCUGUUCAUGGUGUCGCUUCAUUUUCUGACAUCAUUGAUGCCUGGUUUGAGGAGGGGAAUGACUUUCUUUACUUAAGUAAACAAUGUAAAGAGAAUUCCACCUGUCAGCACUAUACACAGCUGGUCUGGGCUACUUCAAGUCAAGUGGGCUGUGCCAGCCAGCUGUGUCUUAGGGAUGGAAACCCCUGGGAGAUAUUUGUCUGUGCAUAUUACCCUGGGGGUAACUGGGAGGUGAAUGGUCAGCUAGUGAUGCCUUACAAGCCGGGGCUGUGCUGCUCUCUCUGCACUUCCUCCAUGUCUGGCUGUUUCAGACUAUGGGACCAUGUAGGUGGAUUAUGUGAAAUUCCCAAGAACCCAUGUCGUAUGAACUGCGGUCAACAUGGCCAUCUUAAUACUUCGUCUUGCAAGUGCAAGUGUGACCCAGGGUUCACUGGACGUUUCUGUCAGGUUCGAUGUGGCAUGCAGUGUGUUCAUGGUCGUUUUAAAGAAGAGGAAUGCGCUUGCUUGUGUGAUGUUGGCUAUGGUGGUGCUGGGUGUGUAGAGAAGGUCCAGUUUCCCUUUCACAGCUGUGACGUGACCAUAGAUGGAACUUGCUUUAUGCUGUCUUCAACAGCUGACACUUACUAUGGAGCCAAAAGCCGCUGUCAGGAAUUAGGGGGAACUCUAGCUCAGAUUCACAACCAGAAGGUUCAGGACAUCCUGGCAUUUUAUCUGAGUGAACUGGAUGCCAGCAAUGAAGUCACUAACAUCAACUUUGAAACAAGAAAUUUCUGGAUAGGUUUGACAUACAAGCCUCCAACAGAUUCAUUUCGCUGGGACACUGGAGAGUUCCCGCUAUUCAGCAGCUUUGCCUUUGGACAACCUGACAAUCAAGGCUUUGGAAACUGUGUGGAGCUGCAGGCACUUAGUGCUUUCAACUGGAAUGACCAACGCUGCAAAACGCAGAACCGAUACAUCUGCCAGCAUGCUGCAGAGCACAUUGCACAGUGGGAGGAUGGCAGAUGACCUGGCUUUCUAAAGGGAUGAAAUAGGUGUGCAGCACUUAACAUUUAACAUCUGAUAUAUUAAUGACCGUUGAUGCUUUGUCAUUUUCAUUGUAUAUAUUUUUAAUGUAUAUAGACCA